This is a messenger RNA of Hemisphaericaspora subhashii, 1752 nucleotides long. RefSeq lists its product as uncharacterized. Bases 1 to 1752 code for a protein of 583 amino acids. The transcript has a single exon. NCBI's taxonomy places the organism in Eukaryota, Fungi, Ascomycota, Pichiomycetes, Serinales, Debaryomycetaceae. The record is from RefSeq and is a predicted model, not a curated record.
AUGAAUAAUAAAUCAUAUUAUUCAAUAAUUGCAUUUAUAAUAUCAUAUCAAUUAUUAAUAUGGUUAUCAUUAUAUCAUUAUAUUCCACAACAACCAUCAGCUGGUAAUCAAUUUAUAGUUGAUUUAUUAAUUGGAAUCUUAAUAUCAAUUGUUACUUAUAUCAUUUAUUUCAUUCAUGCAAUUAUAAAAGAAUCAAAUCAUUUUAUACCAAAAUUGGAUUUAUUUGAUUUAUUUUUAUAUCCAAUUUUCAAAGAAUUAAUUAAAUUAUUAAUCAUUGUUUAUAAAUAUCAAAAUGAUAUUACUUUAUAUAAUAUCUAUUUCAUAUCUUUGGGGUACUAUCUAAGUAAUAGUCAAAUUUAUUAUUAUUCACCAAACAACUAUAAAUCAACUUAUCAUCAAUUUUUAAAAUUAUAUGAUAUAUGGUUAUAUCAAGAUCAAUAUAAAUAUAAUUAUCAUAAUAAUCAACAAGAAAUACAAUACUUAAUUAAUAAUAUAUUAGAUGAUGACGAUUAUUCAACAGUAAGUACCAAUAGAAAUUCAAUAUGCACUCAUGAUUCUCAAAAAACGUUAUAUUCAACCAAUUCAUUAACACCACCCAAGAAAUUAACUGGUAAGAAAUUACCUAUUGAAUUUAAUCUACAUAAUAAUAAUAAUAAUAAUCAAGAUGUACAUCUACUACCCCAUGAAUCACCUAAAUUUCAAGCAACCCCCAUGGAUAUUUCAAAAAGUAUAGAAACCGUUUCAACAAUAAAUACCCUCAAAGAUUAUCAAUCAUGUUCAAAUUUCGUGGAUAAAUUAUAUUCAGUGUCCCCCAGAAAUACAUAUCAUUUAAAUACAGCAACUGCAAUUGCAACAUUUGAAGAUUUCGGUAGAGAAGAUCAACAUAGUUCAGAUACGGUGAUAUAUACCAAAAUUAACAAACCUGAACAAGAGGAAACUUAUGAAAAUAUAAAUCAUCACUUAGAUGAAGAUACAUCUUCUAUAAAUACAAAAGGAACCCAUUUUGGUGGAGGUGGAGGUGGGAAUUUUAAAUUGAAAUUACCCGGCGGGACCAAGAUUGAAUUUGGAGGUGGAGCAGGUGGAGAUUAUUCUCAUGAAGAUCCCCAUAGUAGUUCAACCACUCCAAUAUCACCCUCGACUUCAUCUACUCCUCAUAAUAAUAGAAUAAUCAAGUUUAUAAACUGGUUUAAGUGGUUAUUACCUCCAUUAUUACCAAUUGGAGAAGAUUCAACCACAACCACCAACAAUCUUGCCCAAUUUCAAGGAGAACGAUAUCCAUUACUAAAACAUAGAUUAUCAACCUAUAAUCUCCACCACAAUUCUGAGUUUACAACUUCUCCGUCAAAUUUAGAGACUGGAGGAUUGGCAGAAUUCAAACCCCACCUUGAUCGAUUUAUCAAAUUUAGAUAUUUCAUUUUAUAUAAUUAUAAUUUUGUCAUUGGACAAUUAACUUCGAGGAUAAAAGUAGAUCCGGUGUUUAAGAGAUUUGGACAAUUGAUUGAGGAUAUGAAUGCUUGGAUAUUGGGAUUGAAUGAGAUGAAUGAAUUCAUAUGGGAAUUGAUUGUUUUCGGGGUGUUUGGAUAUUUGAGGAAUUAUUAUUAUUUGGUGGCGAUGAUAUUGAUUGGGAGAUUGUAUAAGGAUAAUUAUUUGUUUUUUGGGGAGAAUCGGUUUGAUUAUAGGUUUGCGGUUUUGAGUGAACUGAUGAUUGGAGUGUGGUUUGGUGUGGGGUGUGUAUAUUUGUAUUUAGCUUAG